AUGGCUUCAUCAUCGGAAGAGUUUUGUACGCUCUGUGGACAGCUCCAUAUAACAAAAGUAGCUGAAAUAUGGUGUUAUGACUGUCAAGAUUAUCUUUGUUCUGAUUGCCGAAGACCUCAUAGUGUUUCAAAAUUGUCUAAACGACACACUUCAGUUGCAAUUGACGAGUACAGGGCAUUUCCAGCCUACAUCCGAUCAAUUAAACACGUCUGUAUGGAACACGACGAGCAGUUUGAUUCUUUCUGUCGAACACACAACGUUACUUGUUGUAGAAAGUGCAUAUUUUUAGAGCACAAAUCUUGCACAGACGUAUCACUCUUUGAAGAAACGACGCUAAACACCUUACACGCAACAAAAUUAUCGAACACAGAACAGGGCGUACACGAUGUCAGAGAAUAUAUACAAAAAGUAAAGAAAGACCGGGUUAAUAACAAGCGAAAAAUUUCAAAACAAGAACAAUCAGUAAAAGAAGAUAUAAAUAAAGUUCGUAAAAUAAUAAAUGACCGCCUUGAUGAUAUUGAAAAGACGACUUUGAGCGAACUUUCUAAAGUGGUGCAGACUGAAAUCAAAAGCAAUGAUCGAUCUAUAAAUACAUUAGAUACGAUCGAAACUGAUGUUACAAAUUUAUCACACAACGUUCAACUUUUGAGAGAAAAUGCAACCAAUAUGCAAAUUCUUGUAGGGAUUCAGGCAAUAGAUACAUCAUUGGUGUCUGCUGAACGAAAUCUAGAGACUUUCCGAAAAGAAGGAAAUACAGAUAUUAGAUCAAUCAUAUUUAAGGCUGAAAAUGUUGACACCAUUCUUAAAGAUGUUAAUACCCUUGGUACUUUAGAAAUUUCAAAAACAUCAAGUGGUAUUGAUAUAACUGAGACCAAUUCGGCACAAGCGCAGAUUGUCCCAAUACCUUCAAAUACGCAUUCUACAGUUUCUCUGCAAUUAAAUAAAAUUAUUGAAAUCUACCACACGGAUUCGAAUUAUUUGAUAUGCGGUUGUACAUUCUUGACCAAUCACGACGUGUUAAUAGGUGAAUUUACACGUGAUGGUUACUCUAAUCAAUUGUUUUGGGUCAAUAAACGAGGGUAUGUCAAACGAUUACAAGUUGAGAAAGGCACUCCAAUAUUUGAUAUAGAAAAUGUGUCGAAAGAUGGAUAUACAAUUGCAAUCUCUACCCGAAGUAAUAAAGUUUUUCUUUUAAAUUUGACAAAUUCGAAAAUUACAGAAAUACCAGUUAAUGGCAAAACAAAUGGCAUUUCAUAUCACAAUGGUACACUUUACUGUUGUGUAUCACCCAAAAGGAAUUAUUAG
Mytilus trossulus (common blue mussel) is the source of this 1305-nucleotide messenger RNA. RefSeq lists its product as uncharacterized. The record is from RefSeq and is a predicted model, not a curated record. NCBI's taxonomy places the organism in Eukaryota, Metazoa, Mollusca, Bivalvia, Mytilida, Mytilidae. Bases 1 to 1305 code for a protein of 434 amino acids. The transcript has a single exon. Gene Ontology annotation, molecular function: zinc ion binding.